Raphanus sativus (radish) is the source of this 883-nucleotide messenger RNA. RefSeq names its product putative respiratory burst oxidase homolog protein G. The record is from RefSeq and is a predicted model, not a curated record. NCBI's taxonomy places the organism in Eukaryota, Viridiplantae, Streptophyta, Magnoliopsida, Brassicales, Brassicaceae. Gene Ontology annotation, cellular component: plasma membrane. The annotation marks the transcript as partial. Gene Ontology annotation, molecular function: NAD(P)H oxidase H2O2-forming activity. The transcript is spliced from 2 exons.
UCCAACGACCCAUUAUUCCACAGUUACCCCAAAAUUAUGAUUGAUGGUCCGUACGGCGCACCAGCACAAGAAUACAAGAAAUACGAGGUGGUUUUACUGGUCGGUCUUGGGAUAGGUGCCACUCCGAUGAUCAGCAUUAUUAAGGACAUUAUCAACAAUAUGUAUGCAAUGGAAAACGCUCAACUCCACCAAAUGGAGAAUGGAAUGCAAAGGGAGCAACAAGACAAAAACGAAAAAUUCAAGACGCGAAGAGCUUACUUCUACUGGGUGACGAGGGAGCAGGGCACGUAUGAUUGGUUCAAAAACAUCAUGAACGAAAUCGCAGAACGUGACGUAAACAAAAUCAUAGAACUACAUAACUAUUGCACUAGCGUAUUCGAAGAAGAUGACGCUCGCUCUGCCCUCAUACGUAUGCUUCAGUCUAUAGCUUAUGCCAAGAGUGGUAAGGACAUUGUCUCUGAGACAAGGGUCAUGUCCCACUUUGCCAAACCUAAUUGGGAAGACGUGUACAACAAGAUAGCCAUGGAUCAUCCAGAUGGCACUAAUGUUGGAGUGUUCUAUUGUGGAUCACCGGUACUGACAAAGGAGUUAAGGCGUCUAGCUUUGGAAUUCACACACAAGACGAAGAUUAGAUUCUCCUUCCACAAAGAGAACUUCUAAUUAAGGACGAUAAAGGUUAUAUCCACAAUGCUGAUAUAAGCAUGAUGACCAACAAGAUAAUGAAAUUAUUGUGGAGAGUAAGUGUGUUAAAUGUUUGUGUUUAAAUUUUAAUUUGUGUGGUUGGUUUUGUUCUUCCUUUCUGAAUACAAUGUGGAUGGUGAUGUGAAAGUAUGUUAUUUUUCUACAUCAAGAACAAAGUAUGUUUAAGAGAUUUUUUGUUUAA